This is a messenger RNA of Photinus pyralis (common eastern firefly), 1218 nucleotides long. Its product is annotated as sugar transporter SWEET1. Bases 325 to 987 code for a protein of 220 amino acids. Gene Ontology annotation, cellular component: membrane. NCBI's taxonomy places the organism in Eukaryota, Metazoa, Arthropoda, Insecta, Coleoptera, Lampyridae. The record is from RefSeq and is a predicted model, not a curated record. Gene Ontology annotation, molecular function: sugar transmembrane transporter activity. The transcript has 3 exons. Gene Ontology annotation, biological process: carbohydrate transport.
ACUUUCAAAAUUUAGCUACUUGUCAAAAUUAGUUCAUUUCCAACGUUGCCGCUCGUAAAAUAAAGACGGCAAUAACCAACGUUUUUGGUUAACUGUGUGUGCACGUAUUUACUUCCAUUCGGUGUUCUGACUGACGAGAAGUGUAUUUAUUUUUGUGGAAUUUCCAAUGAUGAAUGAUGAUUGCUUAUCAGUUGAUAAGGAAGUAAACAUUUAUAUCUACGGGACAUUCCCACAUUCCACACUGUGCUGUGCUACACCGUCACAUAUCACCUUCAACUUUGACAAGUAAUAACAAUCUAAAAUUUAAGUGUUAAAUUUCUUGAGAUGGAAUCGCUUUCCAAUCUAUUACAACCCCACAAGGAGUUAGUGGGCACAGUUGCAGGCAUCGUGACAAUUGCACAAUUUUUUUCGGGGGCCGUUAUGUGUAAAGAUAUCUACAAAAGUAAAUCUACAGUUGGAACUCCAUCAAUGCCUUUCAUUGGCGGUAUCGUAAUUGGGACUUUAAUGUUGAAGUAUUCUAUUAUGCUCGCUGACAAAGCAACAAUUGUGGUUAAUUUAGCCGCAAUUAUCUUAAACGCCUUGUACCUAUCAUUCUAUUAUGCUUAUUCUGAGAACAGACCUGUUGAAAUUUACAAACCGUUAUCCUAUGGAGUUGCAUUAGUUGCAGUUCUGUUAGCAUAUACAAGUUGGGAAGAUCCGACGGUUGUUGAAUAUCGUUACAGUAUAAUCACAACAGUUUUAUUACUUUUACUUAUCGGCAGCCCUCUAUUCCAAGUGAGUGACAUCGUGAAAACAAAAGAUGCAUCUUGCAUUCCAUUUCCCAUUACGUUUAUGGGUACCAUUUGCUCUUCAUUGUGGCUACUUUACGCUAUAAUUCUUCUAAAUCAUUUUAUGAUACUGCAAAACGUGGUAGGGUUGGUGUUAUCUGUGAUACAAUUGGUAUUAUGCUUCAAGUAUCCAAAAAGAGAUCAUCAAAAACAAUCGUAAUAUACAAGCAUUUUAUAUUAAAUAUGUUAUCAAAGGCCUCUUCCAGUAAAAUUAGGUGCAAAUAAACCAAGCUGUGAUAGUUGAUAAUAAUUGAAAUUUGUGUAUUUACUAUUUUUGGUACCUAAAGGUUUUUUAAUUCGCAAAUUAUUGUUAUUUUAACACAGUGUUAUAUAUUUGUCUUUAGAAAAAUUGACAAUAAAUUCUAGUUUGUGUGGUGUAUUGACCAUGACA